Molecule: messenger RNA, 1128 nt
Organism: Alternaria incomplexa
Lineage: Eukaryota; Fungi; Ascomycota; Dothideomycetes; Pleosporales; Pleosporaceae
Exons: 2
Coding region: 1-1128 (375 amino acids)
Biological process (GO): steroid biosynthetic process
Molecular function (GO): 3-beta-hydroxy-Delta5-steroid dehydrogenase (NAD+) activity
Source: RefSeq, a predicted model, not a curated record
AUGCCGAACAACUCAGACACUAUCCAAUCGCUCGGAAAAGUUCUCGUCGUCGGAGGCUGCGGCUUUCUAGGAAGCCACAUCGUCAGCUUGAUCGUCAAGCGUCACCCCCAGACACAAAUCGCCGUGCUCGAUCUACGAACCAACUCGAAUCGCAACGCCAGCCCGAACGUCUCCUACCACGAUGGCGAUAUCACGGAUGCUCCUGCCAUGAAGGCUCUGUUCUCGCAGAUCAAGCCCGACGCCGUCAUCCACACAGCAUCACCACACUUCGAUCUGAAGCCUGAGAUUCACGACAAGGUCAAUGUUGGGGGUACCAAGGUCCUGCUGCAGGCCGCGCAAGAGUCUGGGGUGAAGGGCUUCGUGUACACAAGCUCAGCAAGUGUUAUCCUCGACCACGUAAACGAUCUCGUCAACGCAGACGAGAGAUGGCCGCUUGUUACUGGCGACGACCAGCCUGAGUACUACACAACCACAAAGGCCUACGCCGAGACGGCCGUCCUCCAAGCGAACCGCCAUCCUGAGAACUCCCCCAACUUCCUGACCUGCGCCAUCCGUCCCGCUGGUAUCUUCGGCGAAGGCGACGUACAACUGCUCCCUAAGAUGGUAGGCGCAUACCGCAAAGGACAAACCAAGUUCCAAGUCGGCGAGAACACCAACCUGUUCGACUUCACCUACGUCGAGAAUGUCGCAUACGGCCACGUGCUCGCUGCUAUCGCGCUCCUCCAUACCCACAAACGCCUCCCCAGCAUUCCUCUCGACAACGAGCGUGUCGACGGCGAAGCCUUCCUCAUCACCAACGGACAACCUGUAUACUUCUGGGACUUUGCGCGUGCGGUAUGGCACGAGGCGGGCGACCGAACACCGUUGAGCAGCGUGUGGCAUCUCAGCACCGAGUUCAUGUGGGCUAUUGGCACGAUCCUAGAGAAUGUCUUUUGGCUCAUGGGAAAGAAGCCUAAUCUGACUAGGGCUCAGGUCAAGUACAGCAGCAUGUCCAAGUACCACAGCAUCAACAAGGCGAGACUGCGGUUAGGAUAUGAACCUCUUGUUACUUUAGAUGAGGGUAUCAAGAGGGGUGUACAGUAUAUUCUGGAGCAGGAGAAGAAAGCUGGGGAGAAGAAGGGUCAGUAG